Messenger RNA from Megalops cyprinoides (Indo-Pacific tarpon), 1430 nucleotides. RefSeq names its product trafficking protein particle complex 13 (gene trappc13). The record is from RefSeq and is a predicted model, not a curated record. The coding region runs from base 22 to 1275 and encodes 417 amino acids. The transcript is spliced from 13 exons. Gene Ontology annotation, cellular component: TRAPPIII protein complex. Lineage: Eukaryota; Metazoa; Chordata; Actinopteri; Elopiformes; Megalopidae.
UUCAAAUUAAUUGAUGAAAAAAUGGAUGUCAAUCAGGCGAAGCAAGAGCAUCUCCUUGCUUUAAAAGUGAUGCGGCUGACGAAGCCGACACUCUUCACGAACAUGCCGGUGACGUGCGAGGACAGAGACCUUCCAGGUGAUCUGUUUACUCGGCUCAUGAAGGAAGACCCAUCCACUGUAAAAGGAGCGGAGACCUUAAUGCUCGGGGAGAUGCUAACACUGCCUCAGAAUUUUGGUAACAUCUUCCUGGGUGAGACCUUUUCCAGUUACAUCAGUGUACACAACGACAGCAACCAGGUGGUCAAGGACAUACUGGUGAAGGCGGACCUACAGACCAGUUCUCAGCGUCUGAACCUCUCCGCAUCUAAUUCAGCCGUCACGGAGCUCAAACCAGAGUGCUGCAUCGACGAUGUUAUCCAUCACGAGGUCAAGGAGAUUGGAACUCACAUUUUGGUGUGUGCUGUCAGUUACACUACUCAGACAGGGGAGAAGCUAUACUUCAGAAAGUUCUUCAAAUUUCAGGUGCUCAAGCCUCUGGACGUAAAGACCAAGUUCUACAAUGCUGAGAGUGACCUCAGUUCCGUGACGGAUGAGGUGUUCCUCGAAGCCCAGAUCCAGAACAUCACCACCUCACCCAUGUUCAUGGAGAAGGUGUCUCUGGAGCCGUCCAUGAUGUAUAAUGUCACAGAGCUCAACACUGUGACCUUGGGGGACGAGGGGGUAUCCACAUUUGGGAAGAUGUCCUACCUGCAGCCUAUGGACACGCGGCAGUACCUGUACUGUCUGAAACCCAAGCCGGAGUUUGCAGAGAAAGCCGGGGUGAUCAAGGGGGUGACCGUGAUCGGUAAACUGGACAUCGUAUGGAAAACUAACCUGGGGGAGAGAGGACGACUCCAGACCAGUCAGCUCCAAAGAAUGGCUCCCGGUUAUGGAGAUGUGAGGCUCUCUCUUGAGAUGAUCCCAGACACAGUCAAUUUAGAAGAACCGUUUGACAUCACCUGUAAAAUCACUAACUGCAGCGAGAGGACCAUGGAUCUAGUACUGGAGAUGUGCAACACCUGCUCCAUCCACUGGUGUGGUGUGUCCGGGAGGCAGCUGGGCAAACUCAGCCCCAGCUCUUCACUCUCACUCCCUCUCCGGCUGUUAUCCUCCGUCCAGGGGCUGCAGAGUAUAUCUGGACUGAGGCUCACAGACACGUUUUUGAAAAGGACAUAUGAAUAUGAUGACAUUGCACAAGUCUGCGUGGUGUGUCCGUACAUGAACCCGGAAAGCUAGGCCCGCCCCCUGACCUAGCACUUUGCAUCUCGAAGGACCAACUGCGGAGACGUGCACCUCCUUUACCCCUCUCCUUUAACUAACUCAAAGGUGAUCAUGUUUUAAUAUAUGGAAUGUUUUAACUGUUCAGACCCAUAUCCUGAUUUUAAAUGUAC